Dimorphilus gyrociliatus is the source of this 4813-nucleotide messenger RNA. The record is from the annotation of a GenBank genome assembly. NCBI's taxonomy places the organism in Eukaryota, Metazoa, Annelida, Polychaeta, Dinophilidae.
GAUGAAGAUAAUAGGAAUAUUUUUACUGACUAAAUUGACAAAUUGUGCAAUAACUCUAGUCUUCGAUAGCGUUUAUUCACCACCUAAAAUAAUACCUACAGAUGAGAAUCAAAUUUAUAGUGUCGGUUUGAAUCAAAAAGUAAUAAGACCAAUAUUUGCCUAUUUAAUGAAGAAUGGACAACGUUUAACAACUGGAAGUGAUGCUUCAGCAUCGGUGACCUAUCGAUCAAUUGAAACUGAUGCCAUAGGUAAGACGUCCUACAAAGAUGACUGGAUUGAAAGUGGAGGAAAUCUAUGUUGGCAUACUCAGUCGACUCAAGAUUUUCCAACAAGAUUUGACUUUUAUAAUGGAAAACAGGCUUGUGGUGUUAAUGGUACUUUGACAACGAAUGUGAUCAAAGGAAGAAUAAUACUUGACGUGUAUUGGCAUUAUCAUCCUCAAUUUUUAGCUCCAAGUAAGAAGAGGCACAUUGAAUUUACUGUAAAAACUUCCGAAGGUACAAUUAAAAGUUAUACUAAUGGCUUUCGUGUUUGGGACCCGGCAUGGCAGCCCCGAUGGAUAAUUCAACCCUCUAAACUUAUUAAUAUUAAUUCUAAGUUUGAUUUAAAAAUUCAAGUUGUAAACAAAUUAGGUAAAGAAAUAGUUGAUACUGGAGAAUCAACCGUAUAUGUCAUGUUAACUGUUGCGUGGCAGCAUAAACUAUUCAACAGCGGUGUGUUGGUUAUUGAACACGAAACUAAGCAAAGACUGUCUGGAGAGGGGGUCUAUAAAAGUGCUACCACUAAUGAAUUAAUUAAAGUUGUUAGAGCUAAUAAGGGCAUAGCUACCUUCGAGAACAUAAGACUAUUAGACGUUCAAGAUGGUCUUCGACUAAAUGUCACCUUAUUGAGACCUCAUGGCUUUACAAUUAGGACUCCUGAAAUAUUUUCAGAGAAAGAUUUCUACAUUGCUACCAGUUCAUCGGUUGGUACUUUGUUAACUCUACCACCCGACUAUCUUGAAGGCCCAGGAUUCAUUCUAAGCAGACCCAUUAAAGUUCAAGCUGUUGAAGCUACCAGCAUACAUAUAGUAAACUUGAAAGAUAUAAGAUCGAAAGUAGCCGCUAAUUUUCAACUUUACGAAAAGCCAAUAAUUGAAAUAGUUCGAGCCGUAUUAACACCCAAUACUGCUUGCUUAUCCAUCGAUUCAAAGAUUUUAUUAAAAGAAGGAAGAGGCACUUAUGAUGGAUCAAUAUGCAAUAAAAUCUCAUUUGUUCGAUUACAAUUUGAAACUACCAGCGCUAUAUCAGGAACAACAAUCAAAACAACUGAAUAUAUUGAAUUAAAAGUAACAGAUGAUAUUUAUAUCGGCCAUAUUCUCGAUAAGACAAUUGAUUCCUCUGUUGCGGCAUUGGUUCAAAGCUUUCAUUCUACUUAUGUGAAUUUUGCUGUUGAAGACAUAAACAAUGGAGUCUUUUCUAACUUAUUACAAGGAAGAACCCUUCAUCUUUAUCAAGCCGAUCAUAAAAAUGAUGAUAAAGUGGCAUACGAAGUAUAUGAAUCAUCAAAACAAUUAGCACAAGAAGAUCCGUCGAAAAGAUUGGCCGCCAUCAUCGGUUUCGAUAAUGAUACGAUAACUGAAAAGAUGGCUCACAUACUGAAUGCUGAUCAUAUGCCUCAACUAUCAAUAAGGGAAGAAAGAGCAGAAUUUAGCGAUAAAAUUAUCGUAAGAUAUAAGAAUUUACGAUUAUCGUCCUCUUUCUAUGAAAAGGCUAGCUUGCAUGGAAUUAAAAUCACCGAAGAGAUAACCAUUCCCGAUAUAGACUAUACUUCACAAGAUUUUUCACCUUUAAAGCCUUAUAUGCAAAGAAUAUCUCGAGCGGCUAGCCGUAUUGUAUAUUUAUACAUGAAUCCUCCCUUGUUGUACUAUGUGACUAGAGCAGCAAUAAUCUAUGAAGUGGCUGGAGUUCAUGGCUAUUUAUGGGUUACCGCCGGUAUUACUACGAAAUCUUUUCCAAUUCUCGAUCAGCAUCCUUUCUGCAAAAUGUCUCCUUAUACAUGUACUGAAGGAAUGGUUGGUAUGCAUCUUUUUUGGCCACUGUACUCUGUUGGUGGUAUAUCUAGUUCCCAAUGGAAUCGUCUCAUGGAAAAGUUCUCUAACAGAGAUAAGACGAUUUAUUCAGGUGUAGUACUAUCAUCUGAUACUAGGUUGGUAGCUGAAAAAGGUUCUGCAUAUGACGCUCUUAUUUCAUUAGCAAUGGCAAUAAAUGAGCCUUUAACAAAAAAUCAAACAAUAACUGGGGUAGCCGUUGUUGAAGCCCUUAGACAACUUUCUUUUAAUGGAUUAACUCAAAAUGUUACUUAUACCAAAAGUGGAGAUCGGCACGGCUAUAUGGGAUUUGUUAUUACGUUGGGAGGAAGAUAUUUCGCUCCAGGACUUGGUUUAAUAACUAUACCAAAGAUCUUUAUUAUGGAGAAUGAAUCCUCCAAAAAGCAAAUUGAAUUGAUAACAUUAGCUCCAAUAUAUUUUAGUAUACCGCCAUUAAAUUGGAAAUAUCAAGUAACUUUCUAUCCAAAUUCAACGUUUCUUAAUCGAAGAAAUUACUUGUCUUACAAGGGAGUAUUUGAUGAAAUUAUUCAACAAGUUGUUCCGCAAAAUGGAGAAGCUGACCCUGAAUCUGAACACAUUAGAACAGAAUUAGUGAUGGCACCAUAUUUCUGUCUCCAAGGGUGUGGAGGUAAUCAAACAGAUGUACAUGAUAUAAAUAUUUAUCAAUUUGGCAAAUGCGUCGAGCAUGGAAAAUGUGAAUGUAGUCCCGGUUAUGAGAAUAGUGAUUGCUCAAAAGUUAUCUGUUCUUCUUGUAUUCGAGGCACAUGUGUGACACCGGAAGUUUGCCAGUGCCAUGCAGGAUGGACAGGCAGCGCAUGUGACGAAGCUAUUUGCAGACUUGGAUGCCAUAAAGAACAUGGUAAAUGUAUUGCACCAGAUACCUGCCAAUGUCAAGGCCUUUACACUGGAUCUAGUUGCGAUUUAUCAUUAUUACUAGUUAUUCUACCAUCUGUACUUGGAGGUUUAGCAUUAAUUGUUUUCUUGGCCAUCUUAUUUCGAUGGUAUCUUAAACGCCAAGCAAGAGAAGCGGCUCUAUUAAAUCUCGAUUGGGUUGUUAAUUGGGUAGAUAUUCAAGCCCUAAAAAUAGCCGUAUCUUAUCUAUCAGCUGUUAGUCUGAAAACAUCAAAUACAGAUUCUGAAAUCGUUAAAGCUAACGUAGUAAGAUGGAAAAGUCAAAAGGUGUUUUGUAAACAGUUUCCAAAAUGCCCAUCAAUUCCUGUUGAUAAUAUAAAGCAUAGCAUAUUGAAAUUGAGAGAAAUUCGGCAUAAGAAUGUAAUAUCAUUUAUUGGAGCUUGUUUGGAAUCCCCAAAUGUAUCUAUCUUAUAUGAAAUUGGCUCAAAGGGCUCUCUUGACGACAUUAUAGCCAAUGAUAGUAUUAAAUUAAGUUGGGAUUUUAGAUUCUCUAUCCUAAAAGAUAUCGCAAGAGGUCUCGAUUAUCUGGAAAAUCAUUUUGGUAUAAUCAAGUCUAUCAAAUCAAGCCAAUGUAUUAUUGAUAAUCGUUGGACCUGCAAGAUUCGUCCUCCUUUACCUGAUCUAUUUCUAAUAAACAAAGAAAUUGAAAAUGAUAAUGAACUACUUUGGACGAGCCCAGAAUUGCUCAAUGAUCAAUUACCAACGAAAACAUCAUUAGUUUACUCAUAUGCAAUUAUUGCUUCUGAAAUAGCUAGUCGUUGCGGUGCAUUUGAAAAUGAAUUGGUUUACAUUGAAGUAGCUGACAUUAUAGGUCUUGUCAAAGAUAAAACCUCAACUAAUGUCAAAACAGCUUUUGAUGCCUGGAUAAAACACGGAGGUGAUCCUAAUGAAAAUGUAAGACCAAGAAUAAAUGAAGAGGAACUACCAGAUAAGAUUGAGAUUGCCAAACAAGUGAAUAGUUUAAUUCAUGAAUGUUGGAACGAAGACCCAAAGAAGCGCCCCGAUUUCAAGGGAAUACUCGAUAAAUUAAGUAAGAUUAACCCUGUUAAGGGUGAACUGAUUGAUAAUCUUGUUUCUAUGCUGGAACAAUAUUCAACAAGCUUAGAAGCCAUUGUUGCGGAAAGAACUCAAGAACUUCAGAUUGAAAAAAGUAAAACAGAGCAGCUAAUCUCCCAGAUGCUUCCAAAGAGGGUCGCUGAAGACUUGAAGAAUGGAAGAAGUGUCGAACCUGAAACUUUUUCCAGUGUUACUAUCUUCUUCAGCGAUAUUGUAGGAUUUACAGCCAUUGCUAGAGAUAGUACUCCUCUUCAAGUCGUUGACCUUUUAAAUGACUUGUAUUCAUGUUUCGACGCUAUACUUGACAAUUACGAUGUCUACAAGGUGGAAACCAUUGGGGAUGCUUAUAUGGUUGUUUCUGGAUUACCAGAAAGAAAUGGAAUUCUCCAUGCCUCAGAAAUUUCGUCAAUGUCUCUCCAUUUAAUGUCGGACAUUUCUAACUUCAAAAUUAGGCAUAUGCCAGAUAUGACUUUGCAGUUAAGGGUCGGAAUGCAUUCGGGUUCAGCCGUUGCUGGUGUUGUUGGGCUUAAAAUGCCUAGAUAUUGUUUAUUUGGAGAUACAGUUAACACAGCCAGUCGUAUGGAGUCAUCCUCUUUAGAUGAAAUUGGAGGAUUCGAUCUUGAAUGUCGGGGUGAGAGGGAAGUUAAAGGAAAAGGUAUAAUGAAGACUUAUUGGUUAAAUGGUAAAGAUAAUUUUAAUAAACCUCUUCCGUCCUUAAAUUUGGCUUUACCAGAAAGUAUGCACGAAUUUAAAUAA